AUGGAGAAGACGCGACUAAAUAACCUAUUUCCUCUAACUCCAAGUUCCACAUUCUCGACCAAGAAGGGACGGAGUGGAUAUGAACCAUCAGACACGGAGACAGAGUGGCAAGAUACUCCACGCUAUGAACGAGGAGGAAGAAAUAACGUAACUUUGAGUCCCGAAGAAACAAGAGUUACGUCUGUAAGGAACAAAAGUCCUAUGACUCUCCACAAGAGACGCCUUUCAAGGUUUGAAUUUGAAGUCCCGUCAUCACCUUCAGUAACAGGUUCGGUUCUUAGCCAACCAAGAAGACGACACCACAGCAAGUCGCCCUAUAGGCCACGCAUAGCGCAGGAUGAUGGUAAUAACGAUGAUGAUUCUUUGUCAUAUAUAACAGGUUUGAAUUCACGUAGAAAUACAAGUCCUUUGCCAAGACCUGACUUUGGAAGAACAGUGUCUCCUUAUAACCGAACUCAUGAACAAAGAACACCUUCGAAUGAAAACAGAAAAGCAAGUUCGGGAUUUCUGGAAGUGGAUAGAGUGAGUACAAAACCAAACUACAGGAGAGCAGUGACUGCUCCAAGAUUGAGGGACCAAGAACAAACAUUGCAAAACACGAGAAUGUUGAAACAAAGGGAAAAAUCUCCUUUCAAAACAGGUCCAGUUAGAGAAAGAGAAAUCAAUGAAAUGAUAGCAGAAGUGAAGCUAUCAAAAAAUCCUACUGAUGAUUAUUCAUCAGCACUAGAAAGUACAGACUCAAUUCAAACAGGUGAUCUUUUCUUUUCUCGUGAAUGCAAUGCUUUGCAAGCGAAGAAUUCUGCAUUGCCUAAAAAAGUUCAACAAUACGGGUAUUUUAGCCCAAGACCAGUGAUUACCGACAUAAAUCCCAUUAGCAACCCCUCUGAAGUUAGGAGUAACCUCAAUAUGAAUAUGCCAAGAAAUUCAUCCAAUGUGUUGUUGUCUCGAACAACGAGGGUCACAUCAAUCAGAAAGGGAAGUGGAACUGGGAAGACUCAUACCAAUCCUAGUGUAAAAAGUGAUGCUAGUGCAAAAACAACUGACAGCAUGAGGAAAUUCACAUCCAACAGAAAAAAGAACCAGAAAGAUGCAUGGUUUGCUUGUAUGAUGAGAACAGGAAACUGUAAGAUUUCAAGAAAAUCACCUGAACGUAAGCCAAUUGACGAAGCUUCGUUGAUUGAGAGAGCAAUAAUUGUGGAAAGCAUUCCACAAUUCUGGGCAGAUAAACAUCAACCAGCUUCACUAAAUGGCUUCAUUUGCAACAAACAAGAAGCUCAACUUCUCAAGGAACUAGUAUCAUCACAGGGCUCUUGUCCUCACAUUUUACUUAAAGGACCCUCUAGUUCUGAGAAAGGAGAACUAGCAAUGGCUCUUCUUCGAGAAAUAUAUGGUGAUGCAUGUUCUAAUGACAAAAGGACUAUGAAAGUAUCGGUUCCAAUCACGUCCAGCUCUCAUCACAUGGAGCUCAAUGUAAAUUCAGAACCAAAUGCCAAAUAUGCUUUGAUGGGAUUAAUCAAAGAAAUUAGCAAUAUAUAUGCAAUUACCCCUGAAGUAAGCAAUGCGAAUUUCAAAUCAGAUUAUAAAGUAAUAAUUCUUUACGAGGUCGACAAAGCUGUAGAGAACAUCCAACACUUGAUCAAAUGGAUCAUAGACCGUUAUUCAGAUAUAUGCAAAUUAGUUCUCUGCUGUGAAGAUGAUGAAAACAUAAUUGCACCUGUGAAAACCCGGUUCAAAGUUAUCAAUGUUGAUGCUCCUCAAACUCAUGAAAUUAUUGAGGCUCUUACUCAGAUAGCAAAUAAAGAGGAAAUUGAUCUAUCCAUGAAUUUUGCUAUGAAGAUUGCUACAAAAUCUAAGCAGAACCUCAGGGAAGCAAUCUUGGCUCUUGAAACAUGCAGAGCACACAACUAUCCAUUUUCAGAAGAACAACCAAUUCCUGUUGGAUGGGAGAAGAUUGUAAUAGAAGUUUCUGUAGAGAUCCUAACUGAUCCAUCAUUUUCACGCUUACUCUCAAUACGAGGGAAAUUUCAAAUGCUUCUCCUGGAUUUUGUCCACCCCAGAUUGAUCCUCCUGAAACUUGUGGAGCAGCUCCUAAGAAAAACUGACGCUGGCUUAAAAAGGGAGCUCUACUACUGGCAUGCUUAUUAUGUGAGUAAUGACUUCUCCUCCUAUAAUUUGUCUUAA
Molecule: messenger RNA, 2181 nt
Organism: Trifolium pratense (red clover)
Lineage: Eukaryota; Viridiplantae; Streptophyta; Magnoliopsida; Fabales; Fabaceae
Exons: 8
Coding region: 1-2181 (726 amino acids)
Biological process (GO): DNA repair; DNA-templated DNA replication
Cellular component (GO): nucleus; DNA replication factor C complex
Molecular function (GO): DNA clamp loader activity; DNA binding
Source: RefSeq, a predicted model, not a curated record